This is a messenger RNA of Cadophora gregata, 2076 nucleotides long. RefSeq lists its product as uncharacterized. Gene Ontology annotation, biological process: protein deubiquitination. Gene Ontology annotation, molecular function: cysteine-type endopeptidase activity; cysteine-type deubiquitinase activity. The transcript has a single exon. The record is from RefSeq and is a predicted model, not a curated record. Gene Ontology annotation, cellular component: cytosol; nucleus. The coding region runs from base 1 to 2076 and encodes 691 amino acids. NCBI's taxonomy places the organism in Eukaryota, Fungi, Ascomycota, Leotiomycetes, Helotiales, Ploettnerulaceae.
AUGGUUCUUAGUUAUUGCAAUUCUAUAGUUCAAGCCUUAUACUACUCAGUACCGUUCAGGGAACACGUCGUACGAUAUCCUCCCCAUUCGCCACUAGAUACACCGAACGGACAUGCAAAAAUUGUUACUCCAGUAAGGGCAGCGAUACAAAAUGGGGGUGCUGUUUCGCCUGCCAACAAGCCAAAGGGUCUGACGGCGGCGGAAGCCAUGAAGCGGAGGGCAGCGAUAAAUGCAGGACAACCAGUGCCUGCGAGCCCCGGACAGCGGCCAGAAGAUAAGCCAGAUUCUCCGGAAUAUAAGAAGAAGCAUGCCAUGCUUGCAGGGCCUAUUUUGGAGCUUACGUACGAAAAUGCGAGUUCUUACGGCAUGGAAGAAUCGACUUUCACAGCGCUGAAGGACAUUUUCAUGGCUCUGAUUGCAAAUAACUCCCGGACUGGUGUUCUGAGCCCUCAGAGAUUUCUGGAGAUCUUCAAGCGCGACAAUGAGAUGUUUCGGACAUCAAUGCAUCAGGAUGCACAUGAAUUCUACGGACUGGUCCUGAAUGCGGUUAUUUCAAACGUUGAAGCAAAUGCACAACGAAUAAAAGAACUUGCAUCUCCGAAAAACGAAGAAGGAUUGGUUCACUCUAUGACUGAAGCAGUUACAUCAGCAGCAUACGCGAUGGGCCUAGGAGGUGGCACAAGAUCACCUGGAACAGGAUGGGUACACGAAAUUUUCGAGGGAGUCUUGACAUCAGAGACCAAAUGUUUGACGUGCGAAACGGCGUCACAGAGGGACGAGACUUUUUUGGAUCUUUCUAUCGACUUGGAACAACAUUCAUCCGUCACUUCUUGUUUACGGAAAUUCUCGGCAGAGGAGAUGCUUUGCGAAAGGAACAAGUUCCACUGCGAUAAUUGUGGCGGUUUACAAGAAGCUGAGAAGCGGAUGAAAAUCAAACGUUUGCCUAAGAUUUUGGCUCUGCAUCUCAAGAGAUUCAAGUACACGGAGGAUAUGACAAGGUUACAGAAGUUGUUUCACAGAGUCGUCUAUCCUUACCACCUUCGGAUGUUCAACACGACAGAUGAUGCCGAGGAUCCAGACCGUCUGUACGAGCUCUACGCCGUUGUGGUCCAUAUCGGUGGAAAUGCCUAUCAUGGCCACUACGUAUCGGUCAUUAAGACACAGGAUCGAGGCUGGUUACUAUUCGAUGACGAGAUGGUGGAACCAGUCGACAAGCACUACGUACGGAACUUCUUUGGCGACAAGCCUGGAAUGGCAUGUGCCUAUGUUUUGUUUUACCAAGAAACGACCGUAGAAGCCAUGCGGAAAGAGCAGGAAGCUGAAGGUUUGGCCGAGGUGGCACUUGCAUCGGUUGAGGCUGACAUUGCCCUGGGACACCCACAACCCAACGGCACUCACCCGUCUUCGGUAUCCAAGGCCGUUUCCAUCCCGAAUACUCCAGUCGAAGAUAGCUCGGACUUUGUAUCACUGAACCAUGCCGUCACCGCUCCUCUGCCUAUAUCGCCCCAUGUCCCAGUCAGGACUCAGACUAACCCAGUGGCAUCGCCGUCACUUCCAAACAUCGAUGCAUCAAAGACCAGGACGAAAGAAGACAAGGAACGCGAGAAGAAAGAUCUCAAGGAGGCAGAAAAAGCUCGCAAGGUUGCCGAGAAAGCGGCCGAAAAGGAGCGAAUAAAAGCCGAAGAAAAAAGAAGGAAAGACCUGGAAAAUGCCAGGAAAGUCCAGGCCGAAGAGUUCAAGAAGGCCAUGGCAGCCAGCAAGCAAAGCGCCUUGGAAGACGAAGAAAAGAGGCGUAAAGAAGCAGCGGCCAGUGGUUCUGAACCGCCAAAGGAAAAUGGCCACGAUAAAUUCGGACUCGGUAGCCUGAGUCGAACCCACAAGGGGAGCAAGAGCAUGAGUCGGAAAAGUUUUGGUUUCCUUGGUGGGAAGAGCGGCGAGCGGACCUCUACAGGUGACGACUCAUACACAGCGGUGGAUGGAGAAUCGGGUCCUCCAACGCCAGAAAAGAAUUCGAAACCAUCGAAAACUAGGACCAGCUUUGGUUUCGGGAAGAAAAAGAGCAACUUGAACCAAUAA